CUUUGACUCUCUCUCUCUCUCUCUCUCUGCCUAAUAGUCCACCAGAAACACAGUUUCAGCUCCUUCUUUCUCUUUCUUUCUUCAGACAAGCUUAUUUAGGCUACAAGGAGCUCUCUGUCUACAGUGUUUUUGUUGCUAAAGUUCAAAUCUUCUUUCAGCUUUCCUGAUCUUUCAACCCAGAAUAGUUGAUGCUAUUGGAAAAAUUGGAUAACAACAUUGUUGGGGGGCUGCCAGUGGGCAGAUAUGAUUCCAAGUUCCGGGUGCUGUAAAGUGGAUUCAUUCAAUCUGAUGUAGUUUUGGAACUUUGUUGUCUGAUGGCCUCAAAAACUGGUAGCAAAGCAUCCUCAAAACAACACCAGAAAACAGCUGGUUUUCAAAGAGCGGAUGUCACUGAUCUCAGGCAUUUGUCUUUGCAGGGAUCAAAGCCGAGCAAGCCCCAGCUGAUUAAUCAUGAGCAGGUGCAAUCUUCAGUAGAAAAUAUGCCAAAGCAGGUUUUGUUAGAAGCUUCUGAAAAUAAAAAGCUUCCGAAUUCUAAUCAAGAGGGGGUUUCUGAUUCUUUGAGUAAUACGUUGGAAUCCAAUUCUUCCUUGCCCUGUCUUGAACAAUCAUCAAUUGAGGUGGAUUCUAUUGUCAAUGAGACUAGAGGCGCACAGGAUGUUUCUGUUGAUCAAGAGAAGAAAAUAUCAGAAUAUGGAAGUGUAAAAAACAGCUCGGUAUCUGCCAAAGUUAGUGAUGGAACCAGCAGCCUGGCUAAGACGAGUGGAAGUGCCAAAAUGAGUGACCGUGUUGAUUAUGCUGAGAGUGGCAAGAGGAGUUUGUGUAGAGGAAGCACCAGCAGCGAUGUUAGUGAUGAAAGCACUUGUAGUAGCUUUAGUAGUAGCAUCAACAAACCUCACAAAGCAAAUGACUUGAGAUGGGAAGCCAUCCAAGCUGUUAGAGCGAAAGAUGGGGUUUUAGGUUUGAGUCAUUUUAGACUGCUGAAGAGGUUGGGUUGUGGGGAUAUUGGUAGUGUAUACCUAUCUGAGCUGAGUGGAACUAAGUGUUAUUUUGCAAUGAAGGUAAUGGACAAAGGUUCUCUUGCCAGUCGUAAGAAGCUGCUUCGGGCUCAGACAGAGAGAGAAAUAUUGCAAUCUUUGGACCACCCUUUCCUUCCGUCGCUCUACACCCACUUUGAAACAGAUAAAUUUUCAUGUCUGGUAAUGGAGUUCUGUCCUGGAGGAGAUUUGCACACUCUUAGGCAGAGGCAGCCAGGGAAACACUUUCUGGAGCAGGCAGUAAAAUUUUAUGUAGCAGAGGUUCUGCUAGCUUUGGAAUAUUUGCAUAUGCUUGGGAUCAUUUACCGUGAUCUUAAGCCAGAGAAUGUCCUUGUGAGGGAUGAUGGACAUAUAAUGCUCUCCGACUUCGACCUUUCCCUCCGUUGUGCUGUGAGCCCAACACUUGUCAAAACAGCAUCUCUUGAGGCUGACCCAUUUCGAAAGAACCCUGUUUACUGUGUUCAGCCAGCUUGUAUCGAGCCUUCAUGCAUCCAGCCAUCCUGUGUUGCUCCUACAACAUGCUUUGGGCCCCGCCUCUUUUCUAGCAAGUCCAAGAAGGAUAGGAAACCCAAAAAUGAACUAGGAAAUCAAGUCAGUCCAUUACCCGAGCUCAUAGCAGAGCCAACAGAUGCAAGGUCAAUGUCUUUUGUUGGAACCCACGAGUAUUUGGCACCUGAGAUCAUCAAGGGUGAAGGUCAUGGAAGUGCUGUUGACUGGUGGACUUUUGGAAUUUUUCUAUAUGAACUCUUAUUCGGGAAAACUCCCUUCAAGGGAUCUGGAAACCGAGCCACAUUGUUCAAUGUUGUUGGCCAGCCUCUUCGAUUCCCAGAAUCACCAGUUGUCAGUUUUGCAGCUAGGGAUCUCAUAAGGGGUUUGCUUGUAAAAGAACCACAGCAUAGAUUAGCAUCCAAACGAGGCGCAACUGAAAUAAAGCAACACCCCUUCUUUGAAGGCGUGAAUUGGGCAUUAAUACGCUGUGCUACCCCACCCGAGAUCCCUAAGCCAGUUGAGAUUGAGCGGAUACCUGCCCCAGCAUCAACAAGUGAAAAGGCCACAACAGUUGCAGCUCCUCCUGGUCAAAAAGGUUCUGAUAAUUACCUGGAGUUUGAUUUCUUUUAGCAAUAUUUAUUACAAUUUGCAAAUUGUUUCUAUUUAAGGGGAAGAAUUGUUCUGAACAUCUCUGGCGUUGUUGGUGAUGAGGAUAAAGUUUUUUUCCUGUUUUUCUCCGUUGUUGACAGAUGAUAAGGAAAUGUAAUGUUUGUUGUUGCCUGUUAAAAAAUUUCAAAUCUGCAUCACAUAACUAUUGCUUGGAGUCUCCAAGUGUAGGAGCUUGGAACCAACCAUUUAUUACUAGACAGUGGUUCAGAAAUGCGGUCGUGUUAGUCCUGCCGCAAAGGGAAGUCCCUCGAACUCAUGGUCGUAUUGCUUAUUAGUUCUGCAAAUAGGUCUCUGGCAAAUGUACUUUAGCAGUGGAUUGACAUCAUUUUAUUGGCCAACAGAAAAUACAGUCCAAAAUUGAUUUGAAUU
This is a messenger RNA of Populus nigra (black poplar), 2561 nucleotides long. RefSeq names its product serine/threonine-protein kinase D6PKL2. NCBI's taxonomy places the organism in Eukaryota, Viridiplantae, Streptophyta, Magnoliopsida, Malpighiales, Salicaceae. The transcript has 3 exons. The coding region runs from base 315 to 2153 and encodes 612 amino acids. The record is from RefSeq and is a predicted model, not a curated record. Gene Ontology annotation, cellular component: cytoplasm; plasma membrane; nucleus. Gene Ontology annotation, biological process: protein phosphorylation. Gene Ontology annotation, molecular function: protein serine/threonine kinase activity; ATP binding.